Molecule: messenger RNA, 1455 nt
Organism: Sordaria macrospora k-hell
Lineage: Eukaryota; Fungi; Ascomycota; Sordariomycetes; Sordariales; Sordariaceae
Source: RefSeq, a predicted model, not a curated record
AUGGGCGCUUUCACCAAGGCCGCUUAUUUCCUCCUACACCCCAACCAGUUGAGGUCCAUCGUUCAAUGGAAGGUAUGGCAUGACCCCGUCCACAAGCGCGACCCUUCCAAGGAGACCGAGACGGAAAAGGCAUGCUUCCGCCAUUUGGAACUGACCUCGCGGUCAUUCUCCGCCGUCAUCCAGGAGCUCAACCCCGAGCUCCUGAUGCCCAUCUGCCUCUUUUAUCUGGUACUUCGUGGGCUGGAUACGAUCGAGGAUGACAUGACCAUCGAUCUCGCCAAGAAGGAGCCCUUACUGCGCGGGUUUGCCGAUUUGAUGGAGAUUGAUGGCUGGACCUUUACCGAGAACGGCCCCAACGAGAAGGAUCGUGAACUUUUGGUCCACUUUGAUGAUGUCAUCUCAGAGUUGAAGAAGGUCAAGAAGCCUUACUACGACAUCAUCCGCGAGAUCACCGUCAAGAUGGGCAACGGUAUGGCCGACUACGCCUUGAACGCUGAGCACAACACCAACGGCGUCAACACUAUCGAGGAAUACGAGCUUUACUGCCAUUACGUUGCCGGCUUGGUGGGCGAGGGUCUCACCCGCCUGUUCGUUGAGAGUGAUCUCGCCAACCCAGCGCUCCUCGAGCGUAUGGAGCUGACGGAGAGCAUGGGUCAGUUCCUCCAGAAGACCAACAUUAUCCGUGACAUCCACGAGGAUUUCGUCGACAAGCGACGAUUCUGGCCCAAGACGAUCUGGAGCAAGUAUGUCAACAAUUGGGAAGACAUGUUCAAGCUUGAGAACCGGGAAAAGGCUCUCCAGUGCAGUUCCGAGAUGGUCCUCAAUGCGCUCAAGCACACCGAGGAGUGUUUGUUCUACAUGGCUGGUAUUCGUGACCAGAGUGUGUUCAACUUCGUCGCUAUUCCCCAGGCCAUGGCCAUUGCGACAUUAGAACUCGUUUUCCGCAACCCAGCCAUCUUUGAGAGGAAUGUCAAGAUCACCAAGGGCGACGCCUGCCAGCUCAUGAUGGAGUCGACACAAAACCUGCGCGUAUUGUGCGAGGUGUUCCGCAGGUACGCGAGGAGGAUACACAAGAAGAACGACCCAAGAGAUCCUAACUACCUGGCAAUCAGCGUCCAGUGCGGAAAGAUCGAGCAAUUCAUCGAGUCCAUUUUCCCCACCCAAGACCCCAAGAAAAUCGCACUCACCCAGGUUCAAAAUACCAACGCGGAAUCGGUUAACACCAUGGACACUGGUGAAACCACUUUCCUGGUCGCGUCCGUGCUUGGUGUCCUGUUCGUUAUUGGCGGUCUUAUGAUGGGAGCUGCGUGGCUCAUGGGUGCUCGAUUCGACAUGGCCUACGAUGACAUCACAUCAAGAGUCGGCACCUUGGUCAAGGGUGCCGCUGAAGUCUCGAGUGUCACGGUAUCCAGCAUUACCAGCAUUCCUACGACGGUGGUGCACCAGGAGCUGUAA